UAUUCCUUAUGCCGUAACACCCACCUAAGCCAUGGGGGAUUGGCCUGACAAGCCUCUAGAAUCUAGAAAACAGACGCGACUCUGCAAGACAUUUAGUGGGUCAGCCAACCAUGUGGCGACAGUUACGAGGCGAGCAAGACGACUACGCGAGAUUCGUCCAGCAAGCGACAUGACAGCCUACACAUUUACAUCUUAGCCAGUACAUCCCUACCUCACGGUUCUUCGGGGAGAUGAGGGCUUAGCACACCGCUCGCAGCAGCAAUUCCGCGUGAUCGUGAAGCCUUUGCCCCGCAGGAACCGCCUAAAGCAUACUAGGUACGCAGCCUCGACAAAGGCAUCGUCAGCGAUUCGGAAUCCGACCGUUUGGUCCCAAUCCGAGCCACUUGAAUAACGGCCCAGCGCGUUACCCAACAUGCAGAUCUCACUUGCCCUUCGCACAGUCGAACGCGUUACAAUAAUCACCGUUAGCUCGCUUAGGGAUGCGGGGAUUCUCGGGGCUCCUGGAAGGGGUCAGUCUGGCCUUGGGACGGCCUCUGGCGACUGCAGCGAAGCGUUUCGGCGAUUUCAGAGGUCGCCACAUCGCCGCCCCCGCCAGGCGAUGGCGACGACCACUGCUGCACGUCCAAGCAGGAGCAGGUGGAUCUUGUGUCCUCUGUGAGUCACUCUCCCUGUCUUCACUGUCCUGUGAGACAGGCAUUUCUGUUUCCGUGCCCUCGCGGCUUGACGUUCCGAAUUAACCUCUGCCACACGUCCACGCAGGAGCAGCUCGAUCUGCUCUCCACUGUGAGCCCGCCCUCGUGCCUUGAGUGCGCUGUGACUGACUGCAUUGUCUCCACACCUCUAGCCCGUAUGGCCGCUGCCACACGUCCAAGCAGGAACAGCUCCAUCUACUCUCCACCGCGAGCCUACCUUUCUACCUUGAGUGCGCUGUGAGACCAGCGGUUUACAAGGGGUUUAAUUUGCAGCCGCCUGCUGGAGGGAAGCGUGAUGACAGCCAGGUUGCUUUCCGUUUCAAGAUGCCACACGUCCAAGCAAAGCCACGCCUCUUGCUUUCUCUCUCUUCUGGCACUGAGUGUAGGCGAUGGGAAGCCUAAGAGAGGAGGUCCUAGCACGUGACCGCCAUCGUGAGGCGGGCUGAGCAUUCCUCCUGUAUU
Messenger RNA from Closterium sp. NIES-67, 1154 nucleotides. The record is from the annotation of a GenBank genome assembly. Lineage: Eukaryota; Viridiplantae; Streptophyta; Zygnematophyceae; Desmidiales; Closteriaceae.